AUGGACACAAAACCCCUCGCAAGAAUGGAUACCAAAACAUCGGACUCGGGUACCUCCAAGCAACCUGCUGUCUACAGUGAUGUCGACCAUGCUCCCGUCACCUCGGUGCUCCCAGAGGGCGACGUGCCCUACACUGACCAUGAGAUGAGCGCCGACGAGCGGGUGAUCAUGGUGCUGGGGUAUAAACAGGAGUUCCGGCGCGAGUUCUCGUUAUGGUCGACUUUCUGUGUCAGUUUUGCCGUUUUAGGGCUCUUGUCAUCAUUUGCAAGCACGUUGUAUUACGUUGAAGGAAUGGGGUAUGCAGGAACCGCGGGAAUGGUCUGGGGCUGGAUCAUUACCUUGGCCUUUAUCCAGUACGUUGCUAUGUCAAUGGCAGGGCUGUGUUCGGCCAUGCCCACCAGUGGCGGACUCUACUAUGCGCCAGCGAUCACGGCAGCACCGUCGGUCGACUACUCACUGGCCGCGAUGAUCCUAGCCGCUGGGUCGAUCAACAACCCAAAUUAUGUACCUACGAGCUGGCAAACAUUCCUCCUGACGGCGCUGAUCAUGAUCAUCCACACGGGCAUCAGCAGUCUGCCAACGAAACGGGUCACGCAGUUCAACUCAUACGGAUCAACAUUCAACUUCCUCGCACUGGUGACGACGCUCAUCGCGAUCCCCGUGGGAACCAAGAACAGCCCCGAAGUUCACGUCGUCGCACGAGGUCUGGAGCCACAUCACACCAACCUGACAGACUUCCCCGACGGCGUGGCCGUGCUGAUGACCUUUCUAGUGGUGGCAUACACAGUGGUAGCCAUCGAGGCUGUAAUCGACUCAGAUCUGGGCCAGCCAUGGGCAUCAUAUCUACUCCAGGUUCUGCCAGCGCGCACAGCAAUGGCCAUCCUCGCGCUGACCAUCCUCUGUGGCUUCUCUAUGGGCCAGGGCUGCAUGGUAGCCGCAUCACGCGUGACAUACGCCCGCGCACGCGACGACUGCUUCCCACUCUCGCGACUCUGGAAACAAGUGCACCUGCGCACCGCGACGCCCGUAAACGCCGUGAUCCUCAACGCCGUCCUCGGCAUUCUGAUGUGUCUCCUGAUCCUAGCAGGCGACGUCGCCAUCGGCGCGCUGUUCUCGAUCGGAUCCAUCACGCAAUUCGUCGCGUUUAGCAUCCCCAUCGCUGGUCCCAAGGUCAAUGUGGAGCAUGCUAUUCAUGCGGUGGAGCAAGAGGCUGUCAUCAGUAAGGGUGUGGAGCCUGUUGAUGAUCGAGGUGAUGCGCCUGCAGUGUUGGGCAAGUCAGAUAAUGCCUUGUCAUAG
Molecule: messenger RNA, 1296 nt
Organism: Penicillium alfredii
Lineage: Eukaryota; Fungi; Ascomycota; Eurotiomycetes; Eurotiales; Aspergillaceae
Product: amino acid permease
Exons: 6
Coding region: 1-1296 (431 amino acids)
Biological process (GO): transmembrane transport
Cellular component (GO): membrane
Molecular function (GO): transmembrane transporter activity
Source: RefSeq, a predicted model, not a curated record